Molecule: messenger RNA, 2181 nt
Organism: Brassica napus (rape)
Lineage: Eukaryota; Viridiplantae; Streptophyta; Magnoliopsida; Brassicales; Brassicaceae
Product: regulator of nonsense transcripts UPF3
Exons: 11
Coding region: 161-1561 (466 amino acids)
Biological process (GO): positive regulation of translation; nuclear-transcribed mRNA catabolic process, nonsense-mediated decay
Cellular component (GO): cytoplasm; nucleolus
Molecular function (GO): mRNA binding
Source: RefSeq, a predicted model, not a curated record
UUUCCGGGUUUGAAACUUGUCUGGUUUUUUUGUUUUAUUCUAAUUAAUUUUUCACGGGAGAGGAAACAAAAAUUAGGGCAACAUUGCGAUCGACUUUUUAAACUGCUUCUGAUGUGUCUCUCUUUGAUUCUGGGAAAGAAAUAGGGUAUCAUUUGAUCUGAUGAAGGACCGGUCAGCGAAGAGGAAGGUGGUUGUACGGCACUUGCCGCCUUCUCUUUCAGAGCCCGAUCUCUUAUCCCAAAUCGACUCUCGUUUCGGUGAUAGCUACAGUUGGUUCUCCUUUCGUCCUGGCAAGUCCAACUAUAAGACGCAGAAGCAUUCACGGGCCUACUUUGGUUUCAAGUCCCCAGAAGAUGUUUAUGAGUUCGCUGCAUUUUUCAACGGCCAUGUCUUUGUUAAUGAAAAGGGUGCUCAGUUCAAGGCCAUAGUUGAAUAUGCGCCUUCACAGCGUGUGCCCAAACCAUGUGACAAGAAAGAUCCUCGUGAAGGCUCUAUUACCAAAGACCCUGACUACCUUGAAUUCCUUAAGCUCAUUGCUCAACCUGUUGAGAAUCUCCCCAGUGCUGAAGUCCAGUUGGAAAGAAGAGAAGCCGAGCAGUCUGGUGCUUCAAAGCCGGCUCCUAUUGUUACCCCUCUUAUGGAAUUCAUACGUCAAAAACGUGCUACUGUGAUUGGAUCUCAGGGUUCAUUAGAUGUUCGAAGAGGAGGCAGAAGAUCCCGAGCAGUCUCGGCAAACAAGCCAAGUUCAAGGCCUUUGAAACGAAACUCUGAAAAGAAGAAGUAUGUUGAAAAGGACACUUCAAAAAGCGUCCGCAGUUCCAAGCAAGAUAAUUCAUCUACAGCCUCUGUCAUGGAUAGCUCUCUCCCAGGGAUUUCAUUGACUAUGGAGUCUGGGAAGAAAAAGAUUUUGCUCCUGAAAAAAGACCGAGACACUCCUGUUAACUCUCCACCACAACCAGAACAGCAGAUGGAAACUAUUCUAUCCUCGACCUCAAGACAGAACCAGAAGAUUGGUGAUGUUGGUGGGAGAUUGAUCAAGGGAAUGCUUGUGAGAAAGGAGCCGCGACCUAGCCAGUCUUCAACUUUGGUCCAGCCUGAGCCAAGAGUGGAACCCUCAGAAGCAGAAAACUACAAGCGUCCUCCUCGAGCAGAUGGUAUAUAUGCAGGGAAAGACUAUCAUGUUUCUGGUACCAACACUGAGAAGCAAGAGAGGCGUCCUAGAAACAGGGACAGACCUGAUCGUGUUGUGUGGGCUCCUCUCCGUCGCGCUGACGGGUCCAAUAACAGCGAGGACCAACUGUCAUCUUCAGCAGCAAACAAUGGAGAAGUGAAACAAAGGACGUUGUUGCAAAGAUCUGGAGAAGUUGUGAACUCCUCUGAUGGACACUCUCUUGAGAAUGGUUCAGCUAGAUAUUCUAGUCGCCGUGUUGGAUCUCGCAGCAGAAAAGAAGACGGCUUUGCAGUGACCGGUGAGGGUAAAUCAUCGCGUAGAGGAGGUGGUGGUGAUCCCACUUCAUAUGAGAAGCAAAAGUGGAUCUUAAAAUCAUCAUCGGGUACUUGAUAUAUUCACUCAACAUAUGGGAAGCUGCGUUGAGUAUUGUUUACUUCAUAAAAUAUUAGAUGGAUUUUUCAUAACAAUGUUAUGAGUGUUCUAACCUUUCAGGCUAUAAACAUCAGCCAAUUCCAAUGGAAUUUAUCUUUGGACGGGAAUCUAUAGAUAUGAAUGGAACUGGAAAGUAACAACACUAUCAGCAUCACUCGGGUUUGUCUGGACUUUUGGUCCAUCGUCGUAAGUCGUAGUAUUGCGUCGUCAGUCGUAGUAUUGCACAUAAAAGAGACACUUCUCAAAGUAGGAAUCAUCUCAGGGUUUAUGAGUUUGAAACAAGAAAGACUCCGUAAGUACUGCAUUUGAAGGCUUCUAGCGGUUCACCGUACCUACACCCCCUUUUGGCUUGUGCUGUGUUACAGACAAGUGGGUGAGAAGUGAGAACUUACUCCCGAGUCCAAGUAUAAUGAAAUAAAGUCAAGAAGUAUAUAGGGAGCAGGAAACACUGUAUCGGGUUUUCUUUUGGGUUUCUUUGGAGGUCUCGGAACGUGAUUUUCAGGAUUUCACCAUAAUAGUUUGAUUACUGCGAAGUAAUUUUUUUACUGCUUAAUAUUAAUCUCGUUGAAGUUGGUUUA